Messenger RNA from Anas platyrhynchos (mallard), 6089 nucleotides. RefSeq names its product G protein subunit beta 4 (gene GNB4). Gene Ontology annotation, molecular function: protein binding. Gene Ontology annotation, biological process: signal transduction. Lineage: Eukaryota; Metazoa; Chordata; Aves; Anseriformes; Anatidae. The record is from RefSeq and is a predicted model, not a curated record.
CGGCCCGGCGGCCGGGGCCAUGCGGGCGGGGGAGGAGCUCCGGGCGCCGCGACCGAGCGCCAUGGAGGCGGCGGCGGCGGCUCGGUGACACCCGCGGGCCCGCACCGACACCGGCACCGACACCGGGACCAGCACCGGCACCGCCCGGCCCGCAGGUUUUCUUCACCAGUGGAGCGUGAGGAAUAGAGACUGAAGCAAGAUGAGCGAGCUGGAACAGUUGCGGCAGGAGGCGGAGCAGCUGCGAAAUCAGAUCAGAGAUGCAAGGAAAGCAUGUAGUGACACAACUCUUGCUCAGAUCACAACAAGCCUGGACUCAGUGGGUCGAAUUCAAAUGCGAACAAGGCGUACGCUUAGAGGUCACUUAGCCAAAAUCUAUGCUAUGCACUGGGGAUCUGACUCAAGGCUACUAGUCAGUGCUUCACAAGAUGGAAAAUUAAUUAUCUGGGAUAGUUAUACAACAAAUAAGAUGCAUGCCAUUCCUUUGAGAUCCUCCUGGGUGAUGACUUGUGCGUACGCACCGUCUGGCAACUACGUGGCCUGUGGUGGAUUGGACAACAUCUGCUCCAUAUACAACUUGAAAACCAGAGAGGGCAAUGUGAGAGUGAGCCGGGAGCUGCCAGGGCACACAGGAUAUUUGUCCUGUUGUCGCUUCUUAGAUGACAACCAAAUUGUCACUAGCUCAGGAGACACCACUUGCGCUUUGUGGGACAUUGAAACUGGUCAGCAGACCACCACGUUCACUGGGCAUACUGGUGAUGUGAUGAGUCUCUCUCUAAGCCCAGAUAUGAGGACUUUUGUUUCUGGUGCCUGUGAUGCCUCCUCAAAGCUCUGGGACAUUCGAGAUGGAAUGUGCAGGCAGUCGUUCACAGGGCACGUGUCAGACAUCAAUGCAGUGUGUUUUUUUCCCAAUGGACAUGCAUUUGCCACUGGGUCUGACGAUGCCACUUGCCGACUCUUUGACCUGCGUGCAGAUCAGGAGCUGAUGAUGUACUCGCAUGACAACAUCAUCUGCGGAAUCACUUCUGUAGCCUUCUCAAAAAGUGGCCGCCUCUUGCUAGCAGGCUACGAUGACUUCAACUGCAAUGUGUGGGAUACUCUGAAAGGGGAGAGAGCAGGUGUCCUUGCUGGCCAUGACAACCGUGUCAGCUGUUUAGGUGUUACCGAUGAUGGCAUGGCUGUAGCUACAGGGUCUUGGGACAGUUUUCUCAGAAUCUGGAAUUAACUGGGAGCCAAACAUGUACAUUCUCCAUUUGAGAUCUGGAGAGAUCAAUGCUGCAGCCUAUAGCUGUGAAAUAACAUUUCUACCUUGUAUUUGCAGGUGAAGUUUUUCUAUUCACUGAUUAUUACACAAAAAGGCUUUCUGUAAACUAGAAAAAAAAAUCAAGUGAAGAAAUAGGGGAGGGGGGAAGAAAUCACUGACUUUUUAAAAGGGGCCAGCACACAUAAUCAUGGUGACCGACAAACUAAGAGCCAGUCUUUUUGUUUUUGGUGGUUUGGUUAGAUUGUCCUUGAAGGGUUUUUGCUUGUGCUCAGUCUGCUAAUCCUGUACUUUUUUUGUACAUAACAGAAUAUACACAUUAUAGCAGCCAAUCAUGUAACAUUUGUCUGUAUGUAAAGAAAUAUGUUUGCAUUUUUUAAAGAACUACAUUUAUAGCUUUGCUUUAACCUGAGAUGUCACUUCUGAGUUUUGUAGUGGAUAAACUAGAUUGCUGUUUUAAAUGUUUUUGUGAAUUUACUGUAGAUAAAGUGAAGCCAAUGGUAUGUAUGUGUUUUUAUAAUGGAAGGCAUUUGAAUUUUUUUUAGAGGCCCUGGAGACUCCCAGUUAAUACCUAACCGCCUUAUUCACUCACUUCUUGACCUGCUUGCCUAUUUUUAACCGUGGGGGUUCUUCCUUAAGCCAGUGGUUCCUGGUUCAUCCAUUGGCAGUCAUGGCCUCCAAACACCAAGGAGUUAAUGCCAGGCAGACUUGCAACAACAGAGAAAAUAUAUUAAAAAAAAAAAAAAAAAGUCCAGUUCCAGAAGUAUUAGCUUCCUUACUGCAGCUUUCCACAUCAGUUAUGCCACCCAGGCCUUGGGUAUGGAAACCAAGUGACCUGCAUUGCUGUCGCUAAGUGGCUGAGCGCUUUUCCUUUUGACAGUUCAGCUCUAACUAACUGAGGUUGUUUUGGCCCGUCAUGAGCUCUAGCUGAUUUGCACUAGGGAAAUGAUUUGGCAUGACACUCGGUGUGCAGAAAGCAGCGUGUUUGCAGAGCCGGCUCAGUUACCACCAUGAGCGGAGGAAUUCGAGAGGACUUUGCUUAGAAGCCUAAGGAAGAUUUGAAUGUGCAGUUAAUCCCCUAUAAUUCCCCUCCAAACUGGGGAGGUGCCAAAGCAUACCACAACCAAAAGCGCUUGUUGUCAGUUACGUGCGGUGUGAAUUACAAUAGGAAUCGUGUGACCUAACCCAAACCAAAUAACCUUACUCACCUGCAUCACCCUUCAGAACUCGGUACUCUGAAGGUGGUGACUCGCUUGUUCUGCUGUGGUCACAGCGGUCUGUGCCACGGCGGCCUGUUAGAUGCCAAUCGUUCUGCAGUUCUGCCACUGUAAGUAGCCAUUGCCUCUCCUCCUGAUUUAUUCUGGUUUUAGUGUCAGUAGCUUAUAAGUGACGGGUUCCGGUCAAGUACAGCUGAGUGUAGGUACAGGAAAAUGGGGUGACUGAUGUCCAUCUGAAGCUACCCAGGAAGGGCGUUUAACUUUUUGGUGCCUGGCAGCGUGCCUGCGCUUGCAAUGGAUGUUCUCUGGGGAAUCUAAAAGUCUGUUGGCUUUUUUUAAGUGACUUAUUUUAAAUGUAUGUGAAUUUUAAAUUACCAGGUUGGAAGGUAAUGUUCCUCUGCCCCCAUCUGAUGAUAUGGGGAGUCUGGGUAUCUCUGGGUCAGGUAGUAAAUAUAAGUGCCCAGUAUUUUGUAAUAUACCAAAACAGAUUUGUGGCUGAGGUGAUUAUUUGUCAAGCUUCUGACGUUUGUAAUCCUAAAUUUCAGUACUUCCAAACUGUGCCUGUAAACUUGCCAUGUCUGUAAUGGUGAAGGUGCCAAUAAAUGUACCAAUCACAGUAAAUUCACUUAAAAAUAAAUUAAAAAGAAAAAAAGCACAUCUUGUGCUGAGAAAGUGUACAUUUACUAACAGCAGAUUGUGGUGUAGGACCAAAAUCACACUAUAUUAUAUGUCACAGGAAUUCCUCAGCAUUUUGCUUUAUGAUCUGUCUGCAUUAACAGAACUAUUGCAGAUACUUGUUCCUCUUUUAAGUGAGCAUCUCUUUGGGAUCAUGCAGAUUUGGUUUAAUUUUUAGUGGUGCAUUUAAUUAUUAUUAUUAUUUUAUUUUUUUACUCACAGCUGCCUUGAGUGAAUUCUGAAAACUUGUUACUAUGGAAUUUUAAGAAAAUAUUCUUUUUCUAAAAAAAGUGUUUUCCAUAGAAGUGUGUUUUGAACCAAUUUCCUAGUCAACACUGUUGCCAAGACAGGUGCCAUUUUUACAUUCAGGUGUUAGAACUAGUUUCUACUUGUGAAGCUCCAAGCCCAAUUUUACAGAUGUAUAUAACUUUUCUUAAAAGUUUGGGUAGACUGUAAACACGGUAAUGGCUCUUGUACAGGUAUUACUGCAAAUAAGUUCACUAUCGGUGUCUGAUGAAUUGUCUGUUGGAUUCAGCUGCUUUUAAAAUAGCUGAUGAGGAAUGCCAACCCCUUGCUAAUGAGGUUUCCAAAAGCAUCAUAUAAAUAUCUGCCAGCUUUUGCUGUUUGGUUAACCGGUUUCUGUAGUGCUGCAGGUCCCGAGGUGCCUCUUGUAUUGGCGCACAAGGAAGGGUGGAAGAAGCCUCAGCACAGCUGUGGAAACGGGAUCUGGGAUGCUGCUUGGGAACUUGUAGAGCGCUUGUGAUAGAUCCUGCCAAGGUGAUGUUUGCUGUUUAAUUACAUCAUUUAGAACUUUACUGAAACAAAAAGCCUCCAGGCUUGGUGUAACACACUGUUACUGUAUGAGGCCAAAUAGUGACCUUGCACAAGCUGUGGUAUUUCCUGUUUUUAAAUGGUUAUCAUUGGGGAACUUGUAAGGUGGAUGCACUCCCUGAAAUAGAUGUGGCUUAAUGGUAAAAGCUCAAACUCCCUCUAACGUGAGGAAGUUAAGAAAAUGGCCCCUUGUAGGUUUUACUUAAAAGAUGUAAUUCUGAGCUUUGCAUCUCACAGAAGAUGGUAUAUACAUGCCUGUAGUUUAACGUAAGCUCACGAGUGCAGCUUGUGCCAUUUCUAACCGCAGCCAUGACAGCGAACUUGAUGUACAACAGAUUUUGCAGCACUUGUGGGUACAUCUUAGGCUGUAAAAGUUUGGUGCCAAACUGCAUCAUUAUCUGGAUUUCAAAUACCUUGUGUAAUUACAGAAAUGUAGUGACUGAGACCAUUGUGCCAAACAGUUGGUAGCAAAGUAACUUGUUCCCAGCCUCUCUUCUAUCUAAGUCUAUUGGUUAUGGCUUGGAAGUGGAACUCUGUGCUUUGUGUAGCAGGAUUGAUUUUGUUCAGGUACAGUUAUUUUUUGUUGGCAUAUUCUAAUGUUGAUUUAACUUUGCAACAGAGAAUACUAAUUAGGCACGCACCCAACUUGGGCUUGUUGUCACGUAAGUCAGACAUCUAUUUAUUGGUGGGAUGUUACCGGUUGAGAUUCUGGAAACCACAGAAAGCUUUUACACAUGGCAUCUUGCUGAUGUACACUCACUUACUACUGUAAUGUGGGCCUGUUUCCAUCUGUCUCCAGACCUUUUUUCUUCCAAGCGUUGCUAUCAUCUGCCUCGCUAAAUUGCAGAUACGCACGGUAUCUGGCAGAACCGAUAGUUCCUAAGGUGACACCGAUAUAGACCAUUUGACAUGGAACGUGGAUUCGAUAGGCUUUUCCCCAGCCUAAGGAGGGCCUGACCUUGACUUGGCAAAGCUGACUCGCUGUACCAGCUGGUCCUCGUGUGCUUACUGUAAUGCAUGGAUUGGAACUAGUUAACUCUUCAGUUAGUGUAACCGCGUGUCCCACGAUGAAGUUCACGUUACUUUAAGGUGGAAUGAAAACAUUGUGAAAACAUUCCAGGCGUGCUUAGUCUUUCCUCUUUGAGGACACUGUCACCUCCACUAGGUUUAGUGCUGUGCUUUAAGAUGUUGGUGAGAAUAAGUAUUGGCUAAUUCAAAUAGUUGGUAUAAAUGGUUGUGUAGCAGAAUGACUGAUUUUUGAGAUAGCAUUUCCUGUAAAAGUAAUUAAGCAUGGGUUGAUGGUGCACUUUGUAUACAGUAAUCUGGCAUGCAUGCUGGUAAACUACUUCCUACACUUCAGAGGCACCACAAGCCUUUUUAUCCAAUUGCUGGUUAUGUAAAAUACAUGCAGAAUGUUAAUGCAGUGUUGUUAUGGUAAAUGUGUGAACAGUGUUACUAAUUGAUAUAACUGAUAACAGAUUACAUGUGCCUGACAUUCUUAUACCACACAGUAUGUUUAGGUUUAACUAAUAUGGACUUCGGUGGAAUAGUCUUAGAUAUUUCAAGCCUUUGUUUUACUUACACAAUGGUGCUCUAUUUGUGUUUUUCUCCUUUUUUUCUCUUAAAAAAUAAAAGCAUCUGAACACUUGUAGUACAUAUUACAUCCAAAGGAGUCCAAAAUGAAAAAAAAAUGCUUCUAAUCAUGCUUGAUUUUAAUUUGCCUUUAGUUUCCAGCAUUUCUCAUCAGCUAGGUUUUGUUUUUUUGUUUUUUUGUUUUUUUUUACUUGUUGCUGACUACUUUGGAAAACUUCAGUAAUGUUACCAAUUAUGAAGUGAUUCUGCACUGCCUUUGGAUCGUGUAUGUAUACAGAAACAGUCUUAAAGCUUUUAUUUAAGCUAUUCAAAAAACCAGGGACUUGUGCCAUUUGUUCUUUAACAGUGCUGUUGUAAAAAGACUUCCCUGUGAAAAAAAAUCACUUGCUAUGAACUCUGUUUAUAGCUUUUUUUUUUUCCACAAUGGAUCUUUUCUUUGUAUUUGUACAGUGGCUCAGUGAAAGAUGUUGCCAUGAGUUGAUAUUGUAACCAAUAAACAAGUGCUUUUAACCAGA